AAUUUCAACAGGUACCGCUUUGUUCGCCAUUCACUGUCUCUGGUUUCUACCCUCUUCCCUUCCCGCGCCAAACUCACACGACACCAACAUUCGCCUAUCGAUUAGAUUAACCACGAUGAGGCGUUUUGGUCGGUGAAGUGCGCGUGGCGACGGUGUUCCCAAGCCAGGCAUGGCAAAAGUGGCAAAACCAAGUUCCGUGCCUCCGAGCUCUCAUCGACUUGGCUCAGGGGCUUUGAAAAGUGGAUCCAUGGCUAAAAAGAAGACACCUUCGGAACUUAGGGGAGAGCUGUUGAAGCGGGCAAGUGUUGUGGACCUUACUGAUGAAUCACCAUGCCCCUCCUUGGCUGAGCCUACAAAGAUCACAGAGGUGGACAAUGGACAUAACAAAAAAGGAUUGUGGAGGGCCCCUAGAUACACUGACACACGAGUUGAUGAAGUAUUUACUGCCAAAAAGUCCAGGUUUAAAAUUGCAUCUGGAAAGGAAAAUGCAAAGGAAAAUCCAUCUUUGGGACAAACUAGUAAUCUGAAGAAUCUUUCAGUUUUUUCGACUUUGGAGGCCAAGAGACAGCAAGGAAAUUCAUGCUUGGAAAAUUCUGUUUCUUCAGCUGAGCUUAGCAAAAAUGAUGUAUUACGAUCUUGUCAAACAGUUGAAAAGUGCAGCCAAGGAACAUUUCUUAGUGUUGCGGAGCUUUCAUCAGCUGCUGAUGCAUCUUGUGACUUGGCUACUGUUGACAUGGGCAAAGCUUUAAAAGGACUAGUUGCAUUCGAACCACAUGAGGCUAAUGACAUUGCUGCUGAUUCGGCUGAAGGACACACAGAUUUGCCAACUGUUGCAGGAAACUUCUUAUCUGAAUGGCAUCUACCUGGCCAGAAAAUUCCUUUGGAUCUUACUCUAAAAUCAAGUAUGCGGAUUGUAUGCUCCUCUUUUGAGAAUUGGUCAGCUAUGCGCGGUACCAUGCCUCAGUUAACCUUCCGGCUCAGUUAUUUCAAGAGUCAAAAUAUGAGAGGUUCUGAAGGCUUUAAAGUUUUACCUUCAUGGAUGUAUCCUCAGUCCAUUCUACCACCUUCAAUAAUAUCACUCAUAAGCUCAUCAACAUCAGACGGAGAAUUGGAGUUCUUGAGGAAACGACAAGUAGCUUGGGAAGAAUCCUUUCGGAACCUCUAUUACAUGUUUCGAAAGAACAUCUGUGGCCUUUUUUAUGUUUGCACUGCCCAGUUUGUGGUGAUGUUCACCGGUGGCGAUGGCUCUGGGGAAUCUAAAUGUUCAUGCAAUGCUUAUAUCUCUCAGUCAACCCAAGGUUUAAGAUCAUUGUUAAGAGAGCAUGUAAGCUGUACUUAUAUCAAGUAUUAUGUGUAGCUUAUUUAUAAGUUUCUAAUCGCAUAGUGUGACAGUUUUUUGGGGGGAGUUGGUAAUGUUAAGAAUGAUAUUUCAUUGAUGAUAUAUUUCCAGAUCUAGGAAAAUCUCAGUGAAAGUGUAAUAGGUACAAGGCAUUUUAUUUCUUGUCUUGCUAGGUUUUUGUCAGAGUAGUAGUCUCAUUUUAGUUGCCACUUGCCAACAAUUUCUGUGUUCAAGUAGAUCAUGGCAACGAGCAUAAUGAGUAACAACUCAACAAGGGAUGUACUUACUCUAUGAUUCUGACUACAAACAUUUUUAACUUGAAUGAAAUUUAUUGUUCUAUACAAGUACUCGUGGUUUUUUAGGACUUUUAUUCUAUAU
Molecule: messenger RNA, 1717 nt
Organism: Cajanus cajan (pigeon pea)
Lineage: Eukaryota; Viridiplantae; Streptophyta; Magnoliopsida; Fabales; Fabaceae
Source: RefSeq, a predicted model, not a curated record